GUAGCUAGAUAGAUCAACAAUAUAUAAAUAUCGAGAAAAUAGAUACACCUGCUAUCAGUUGAACAAAGAUGGCUUUGUCGGUGACAAGAACAAGGCAAAGCCUAGUUAGGCCGUGGGAGAAGACACCAUUGACAAGGCUAGAUCUGUCAGUAAUGGAUAAAAUACCGGUGCUCCGAUGCAUGGCUCGAACGGUGCAUGUGUACAGAUAUGGGAAUGAUGAGGGUGCAGGGUGCAGGGUGAUAAGAGAAGCCUUGUCAAGGGCAUUGGUUCCCUACUACCCUCUUGGCGGCCGGCUUAUACAGUCUGCUGCCGAGCUGCAGGUUGAAUGUUGCGGCCAGGGUGUGUGGCUUGUGGAGGCGUAUACUAGCGCUACCCUUCAUUCUCUCAAUUACUUAGAACAUGCUUCUUCUUCUUCUUCUUCUUCUUCUUCUAUCCCUUAUGAUUAUGAUGACCUUCUUCCUCCUGAUCAUCAUCAUCAUUUUUCUGAAUCCCAAUCCCAAUUAGGCAACGAUGAACCCCUUGUGCAAAUGCAGGUGACUGGAUUUGCAUGUGGUGGAUUGGUUAUGGGUCUGAAAUUCUCUCACACCAUAUGUGAUGGCCUGGGAGCUGCACAAUUCCUAAAAGCUGUUGGGGAGUUGGCCAGAGGGCUCGAGCAGCCCAGCAUAGCACCGGUCUGGCAUCGACACUUCAUUGCGUCUUCAACUAAUUCAACCGGCCACUGCCAGAAUAUUGAUGUUGUGCCAAAUUACUCCAUGAUCGACCACCGGCUAGAGCAAACAAACAUAGACAUUUCCAUUGACAACAUCAAUAAGCUGAAGCAGGAGUUUGAAGAAUCAACAGGAGGACAUAGACGACGUUGCUCUGUGUUUGAGAUUGUUGCAGCCAGUUUUUGGAGGUGCAGGACCCAAGCAAUACUAAACCAAACUAAUAAUAACAAGCAAGCUCAAGUCAUGAUGAUGACGUUGGUUUUCUUUGCAAAUUGCCGGCACCUGAUGGAGCCUCCGUUGCCGGAAGGUUUCUACGGCAACUGUUUCUUUCCGGUGGUAGUAAAAGCGCCAAGCGAAUGGCUUGCUGGGCCAUCCACAUCCGUCGUGGACGUGGUGAAACUGGUCCAAGAAGCCAAGGCUAAGCUUCCAAAUCAAGUGGCCAAGUAUUUGAACAAAAGGAAGCAGAAUAAUACUACUAGUACUUGUACUAGCAUUACUUUUAAUAGUCAUAGUGAUGAAUCUGAUGAUCAUCAGGGGGAUAUCGACGAUCCCUUUGCGCCUCCCCUGGGUUACACCACGUUGUUUUUGUCGGAGUGGGGCCGGCUGGGAUUCAACCAGGUUGACUUCGGGUGGGGCUCGCCACUGCACAUCGUGCCAAUCCAAGGGUCCAGCUUCAUCCCCGCUGGCAUCAUGGGUUGCCUCCCUUUCCCAAACAAAGGUGUCCGUUUGAUGACUUGGUGUGUGGACGAGGCUCAUCGCCAACCCUUCAUUCAUCACAUGAUCAAACUAUUUCCUUGAUUAAUUCUUAUAUAUAUAUAUAUAUAUAUAUAUAUCCUUAUUUCCUACCUUCCAAUAUUUACAUGAACCUUUUCCAACCUAGACCGAUUAGUUCCUUCUGCUUUUCCCUCUAUCAAUCUGCCAUACAUAUGUGCACCUAAUUGAUUAAUAUAUGCUGAACUUGGCACUGCUUAAUUUUCUAUUCUGUAAUAAGGACAAUGCGUUUAUAUUGACACAUUUUAAUCUCUUUUAUCGUUC
Molecule: messenger RNA, 1742 nt
Organism: Ziziphus jujuba (common jujube)
Lineage: Eukaryota; Viridiplantae; Streptophyta; Magnoliopsida; Rosales; Rhamnaceae
Product: acyl transferase 4
Exons: 2
Coding region: 69-1505 (478 amino acids)
Source: RefSeq, a predicted model, not a curated record